AUGGACCGCCAGCGGGACUUGGUAUUCUGCCACGAGUGCGAGAACGAGUGGUUCCGGGACGAGGGCGGCCUCACAUGUCCAGACUGCCAUUCCGACUUUACAGAGAUCAUCGAGGCACAGCAUGACCCGAGACAGGCCCAAUCCGACGAACAAGCCCCGCCGCAUCCUUUUCACGACCACAAUCCCUGGGCAAACAUUCCGCACGACGCCCCCGACCCCGAAGAGAGCGACAUCCCCACCCCCAACUUCCAAUACCGCACCAACCCUCAAGGCGGCAUCUCCAUGAGCUUCAGCCAUACCUUCUCUUCNGGGAACAACCCUCGCGGCCCUGUCUCGCCUGGUCCUCAGCCAAACGGCCCAGCAUCCGAUGCCAUCCUCAGCAUGCUAAACCAAAUCAUCGGUGGAGCCGCACGCCAACCACAUGCCGGCGCCCGCGAUGCUGCAACACAGUCCCCUGACGCCGAUCCCAAUGUGCGUGUCUUCACCGGCGGCGGUCCCAACUUUCAGUACACGGCUACUACCCGUCUCGCUCCUCGCGAUGCCAACAGUCCGCAAGCCCGCGCCCAGACCAUCGACAAUCUACCAGGCAUUCUAAAUCACAUGUUUCACGCUCCUCCAAGAGGCGCCGGUCCCGAUCCCAACUUCGAGCCUCUUGGCUUUGGUAACAUUCUGAACACCCUCUUCAACCCUGUCAACAUGCAGCACGGCGAUGCCGUCUACAGUCAAGAAGCUCUGGAUCGGAUAAUAUCUCAGCUCAUGGAGCAGAAUCAGUCCAACGCGCCCGGCCCUGCCUCGUCCGAAGCCAUUGCCUCUUUACCCCAAAAGGCCAUCACCAAGGAGGAUCUGGACGAAACAACCGGAAAGGCCGACUGUUCCAUCUGCAUGGAUGAAGCUCUCAUCGGUAGUCAAGUCACUUACCUGCCUUGCGAUCACUGGUUCCACCCCGACUGUAUCAAAGCCUGGUUGGGUGAACACGAUACAUGCCCUCAUUGCAGGCAAGGCAUCAUGCCUAGAGACGGUCCCGAUAAUGCAACAAGAUCGAGAGAGCCUGGUCAGGCCGCGAGGAACAACAGGACAUGGGGUCAAGGUGAAGGCACCAGAGAUAAUCCUAUCAAUGUCGCCGAGAGCCCCGAUCAUGCGCGUACCACCAACAACGCUGGAGCCGCUUCGGGAUCCGCUUCAGGGGCCGCUACUGCUGCGUGGGCCCGCAUGAGAGAUGCCUUUGGUGGUGGUAGUGGAGGGAGCAACGCUCCUUCGGGAGCUUCUUAG
Molecule: messenger RNA, 1269 nt
Organism: Aureobasidium vineae
Lineage: Eukaryota; Fungi; Ascomycota; Dothideomycetes; Dothideales; Saccotheciaceae
Source: the annotation of a GenBank genome assembly